CUUCCGUGAUGUUCAUUAGAUUCAAAGGAGGCAAUGUUUCUCUCCGCUCAGCUGCGACGACGGACUCUAUCUGCUUUGGACCUCUCGCCAUUUUUAUCUGCCAUCCGAAGGGAAUAACACACACAUUUACCAAUCAUAAGGCGUGUCUUUACGGCCAGCCAGCUUUCCAGGAUGAUAGAAAUGGAGAUGAUGCAUUCCAGUCAACAGGACAUGGAUCUGAUCGACAUCUUGUGGAAGCAGGACAUUGAUCUCGGCGCCAGGCGUGAGGUGUUUGACUACAACCACCGUCAGAAAGAACACGAGCUGCGGAGGCAGCGGGAGCUAGAGGAAGAGAAGAGGCAGCAUCUGGACCGGGAGCAGGAGAAGGCCCUGCUGGCACAGCUACAGCUCGACGAGGAAACGGGAGAGUACAUGCCCCGCCUGCCACCCAGCACCCCACUGCAGUCGGUCGUCACACCUCUAGAGGUUACACAGGAUGUCAGCUUCACAGAAGAGAACGAUGAUGCCAUGUCAUUUGACGAAUGUCUGCAGCUACUGGCUGAGACAUUUCCUGUAGAGGAAGCUGAGAACACCUCCGUUUGCCUGGACACAACUGCUGUUUCAGCACCCAUGAUGUCCCCCGAGCAGCCGUCUCUGCCGCCAGUCACCCUCUCCCCAGGUCCACUACCACCAUCACCACCACCACAGAGGAUGUCCCCAGAUUUGGAGCAGGCCUGGAUGGAGCUUUUGUCCCUCCCUGAGCUGCAGGAAUGCCUGAGCAUGCAAAUGGAAGACACACUGGAGACCACAACUUAUCCUCUUCCAAACAGCCCUGAAGUGCAGAAUCCAAACUACACCUUUUACCCCAUGAAUCACACAGACGGGGAAACAAGCACUUUAGAUGUUUGUCCUGCACCGUUUAUGAAUACAUUCGAUGGCUCUGUUCCCAGCAUGGUCCCACCAGACAAUCCCAGCCAGAUGAAGGAGAAAGCUCCUCAGUUAAACGCUAACUUCACCGCAGAAAGUUUCUGCGACAUGUUUUACCCCAACGCCGUUCUGGAAGAAAGCAGUGGCCUUGAAGGAAAUGGAAGUAACGCCGUGUCUGAUAUCCCAAACAAGCUUCCCUUCACACCAGUGGACCUUUACAGCCUCUCGUCUGGAGAUGCGUUUGACAGAGGAAAACAUAAUCUGAUGGCAGAAAUGCCAGACUCAGAUUCAGGAAUCUCUUCAAACACGAGCCCAACCGCUAGUUCACCUGGGAAGUCUUUGCAUGGAGACGAGUCCUUUGGUUACAGCGAUUCAGACAUGGAGGAGAUGGACAACAACCCCGGCAGUGUUGAAUCUGACUACACUGACAUGUUCUCACUAAAUUUCCAACCUGAUCAUAUUCAGUCGGCAAUUUAUAUAUCUGCAGCGACAGGGCAGCCACAGCAGCAGCAGGAAAAGAAUCCCAAACAAUACAAGACCGACCCGGCAGAGGAGAACGGCCACAACAGCACCCCCUUCACCAAAGACAAGCAGAAGAAACGCUCGGAAAAGCGUCUCUCCAGAGACGAGCAGAGGGCCAAGGCCCUCAAAAUCCCGUUCACCGUUGACAUGAUUAUCAAUCUGCCUGUUGACGACUUCAACGAGAUGAUGUCGAAGCACCAACUGAACGAGGCCCAGCUGGCCCUGGUCAGAGACAUACGCCGCCGCGGCAAGAACAAGGUGGCUGCCCAGAACUGCCGCAAACGCAAGAUGGAGAACAUAGUGGGUCUCGAGAGCAACCUGGACUCGCUGAAGGAUGACAAGGACCGUCUGCUGAGCGAGAAGAGCCAGAACAUCACAAACCUGAAGGAAAUGAAGAAGGAACUCAACAGCUUGUACCUGGAGGUCUUCAGCAUGUUGAGGGACGAGAAGGGGAACUCCUACUCCCCCUCCGACUACUCCCUCCAGCAGUCGACGGACGGCAGUGUCUUUCUAGUUCCUCGCAUCAAAAAGACUUUCAAGAGCGAGGACAACCUCCUAUCUCCCUUGUAAUAUGGUACUGCAUUAUCAUAGUAAUACUAUGCAAUAACUUUCUAGUUGUUCAGCUUUAAAGCAUUAGUAGCUCUGCAGAACUAUUGUAUAGUUUUUGCGCACUUCUCUUGAAUGUUGGAAUAUUUUUGAUAUUUUAGUUCUUUUGUACUCAGAUUCUUUAACCGAUAUUGUUUGUAAAUAUAAACAUUACUUUCUUAUGAGAUUACUGUAUGUGUGUAUAUAUUGUAUAUAUCAUAUUUCUGAUUGUUUCAAUCAUUGUUCCUCAUAUUUUAUAACUGUCCCUGUAUGAUUUGCUGCCCAAGCUCUUUUAUAAAAUCCUGACUUCUGUGCUUUUCAAUAAAGUAUUCCUACAGCUA
Molecule: messenger RNA, 2354 nt
Organism: Anarrhichthys ocellatus (wolf-eel)
Lineage: Eukaryota; Metazoa; Chordata; Actinopteri; Perciformes; Anarhichadidae
Gene: nfe2l2a
Product: nfe2 like bZIP transcription factor 2a
Exons: 5
Coding region: 172-1998 (608 amino acids)
Biological process (GO): regulation of transcription by RNA polymerase II; cellular response to oxidative stress
Cellular component (GO): nucleus
Molecular function (GO): DNA-binding transcription factor activity, RNA polymerase II-specific; RNA polymerase II cis-regulatory region sequence-specific DNA binding
Source: RefSeq, a predicted model, not a curated record